Messenger RNA from Clarias gariepinus (North African catfish), 1665 nucleotides. RefSeq names its product epithelial stromal interaction 1 (gene epsti1). The transcript has 11 exons. The record is from RefSeq and is a predicted model, not a curated record. NCBI's taxonomy places the organism in Eukaryota, Metazoa, Chordata, Actinopteri, Siluriformes, Clariidae. The coding region runs from base 171 to 1265 and encodes 364 amino acids.
ACCUGCCACACCAGUACAGAGGACACGCCUCAGAUAGACCAGCGAGCUGUCUAGUCAAACUCUCUCUCUCUCUCUCUCUCUCUCUCUCUGCUGAUUUAUUAUCGUUUACGCAGGACUAUCUGAAAAGCCUGUUUUAUUUCUUUAUAUUAACUUUGAAUCAGAACCAAAUUAUGAAUCCAAAUAGAAGCGAUAACACAUGGAAGACACCAAACACUGGACCGAACCCCGGAGUGGACCAAGCGCAAGUGGAUGGAAAUGAAAACUACUCCACAAACCAAAAUACACAGCCCCCAGAUUCUCGGAAUCCGACAUACUCUGAUGGAUACACCAUGAUCCAACCGAAGGAAUCAACACGGCAGAAAUUGCUGAGGAUGUCACAGAAAGAAGAGAAUGAUCGACAGAGAUGGAAGGAGCAACAUCGUCCUGGCCCCAUUCAUUUGGCCCCAGAGAAGCUAGGUGGGAAUGUAUCAUUGUCAGAGGUACGACAGAAACAGCAAGCUGUGGCCCGCCAUUCCAAACUUCAGAAAAAGCUCAGAAAAGAGGACAUGGAUCAAAGAAAGAGACAAGAAGAGGAAGAAAAGAAUCAGCACAUGAAGGACAUUCAAAGAGAAAAGGCCAAUAAACUAGAAAUGAAGAAAAAGCAGGAGGAAGAACAGAGAAAGAAGCUGUACCAACAUGAAAUGCAAAUGAAAAGAGAAGCGCAUCUUCAAAGGCUCGAGAGGUCCGGCUCAGUUCCUAUGGCAGCAAGCAGCUCCACACCCGCGUCAUCCUGGGCUCUAGGACACAAAUACAGGGAGGGCAGGAAGGCAGAGGAAGAAAUGACCCUGCAGCAGAUGAAAGAUGAGCAACGAAGGAAGAGUGAAAUUUUGGAAGAAAAACAUAAACAAGAAGAGGAAGACAGGCAAAGACAAACGGAAAAUGAACGGCUGCGGGUGAACUCGGCGUUCCUAGACAGACUGGAGGCGAGAGGAUCAGGUAGAGCGUCUGAGUUGCUCCCCUGCACGCCGGAGCUUAGUAACGUCUGGCAGACAGAGGAACCGCAGGACCCUGCCUCGUCCCCUGUGCCCUUCCCAUCACAGCUUCACACUGACAGCGCAGCGGAGGAGGGUAACUCAGAUUUAUUUGCCAGACAAUAUACUGACAUCGAUUGGGUUAUAAUGAAGCUUCAGAAUCAUUUCUCUUACUGUGAGCGAGAAUAUCUGGAAGAAAUCGUCACUCAAUGUAACGGCAAUUACCAGCAAGCUUAUGAUCUACUCAACAUGUAAAUGUUAGUGUGGAGGACAUUACUAGCUUAACUAAAUACUUAGAAUGGUGGAAGUUUCUCCUGUACCAAGCUACUUUUUCGGCAAGAAGCAGGGUAACACCACAUUCUUGUUUUUUCCCCUUUUCUCUAAUUGUUUCUUGUUAGCUUUUAGUCAAGCAAACUACAAACUGUACAAACUAUUGCAUCUUUUAUUUUUAUAUAUUACAUAAUUAAUAUAACAUUAGUGUAAUGUAAUUCAUGUAUUAGUAAAUAUUAUCUAUGCUGUCAAUGACCUGUGUGGAGAAUAACAGAAUUGUGCUAUGCAGUGACGAAAACAUGACAUUCAAGAUCAUGUACAUCAAUGUUUAUGAGUGUGAAAGGUUUACAUUGCAAAAAAUGCAUAAAUAAAAUCUUGUACCAGC